AUGGGUAAAGUUCACGGAUCGCUCGCUCGUGCCGGCAAGGUCAAGUCUCAGACUCCCAAAGUUGAGCCUCAAGAGAAGGCAAAGACCCCCAAGGGCCGUGCUCUCAAGCGCCUCAAGUACACCCGCCGUUUCGUCAACGUCACUCUGACUGGCGGCAAGCGCAAGAUGAACCCCAACCCCGGCUCUACUUAA
Molecule: messenger RNA, 192 nt
Organism: Cordyceps militaris CM01
Lineage: Eukaryota; Fungi; Ascomycota; Sordariomycetes; Hypocreales; Cordycipitaceae
Product: 40S ribosomal protein S30
Exons: 4
Coding region: 1-192 (63 amino acids)
Biological process (GO): translation
Cellular component (GO): cytosolic small ribosomal subunit; ribosome
Molecular function (GO): structural constituent of ribosome
Source: RefSeq, a predicted model, not a curated record